This is a messenger RNA of Vicia faba (fava bean), 1266 nucleotides long. NCBI's taxonomy places the organism in Eukaryota, Viridiplantae, Streptophyta, Magnoliopsida, Fabales, Fabaceae. The record is from the annotation of a GenBank genome assembly.
AUGCAUUUCAAAACAAAAACUUCUGCUGCCCUACUUGAUAUCAAGAUUGAUCGAGAAAUAUUGGAUUCAGUUACAGUUGCCCUUAAAGAAUGUUUGUUUCUUUCAUAUCAGAAUAUGCAGAAUAUUAUUCUAUUGUUUUCUAUUGCUGUUCAGCAUCUGAUUGCAGAAGUCAGUGAAAUUAUGACUAAUGAUACUGUAGAUAAGGCUGGUUUGUGGAAAAACAAACUCAUUGAUCAGUCAUUGGAGCUUUUAGAUUAUUUACCUCAAGCAAUUCAAGACAUUUGCUUCUUGAAAGAGAUCCACAUGGAAAUGUUCAAGGUUUACUUUAAUAAAAUACAAUGCUUCUAUUUUGAGGAGCAGCAACUAAUUCUUGGAGAGCAGAUUGAUAUGCCAUUAAGUAGUUUUCUCAGUCUGAACUCAAGUAUAGGAAAAGGAGCCAUAUCCAGUAGCGGGGACAACAACCGGGAUGCAUAUUUGAAUAUGUCGAUUGCAGUUCUUGCUACCCUUUGUCGUGUUCCAGAGAUUAUAUCCUCUGAAGACUUGAUUUCCAAGAUCCCAGUGAUAUUGGAAGAACCAAACACGUUCUUUUCAAAGAGAAAAGGGAACGAGAAGGAAAUUCUAAUCGCUUCUUUUCAGGUUGUGAGGAAAAUUCAGUUGCAAAUUCAUGAAUUUGAUUCUUCUUCGAAUAAAGAGGACUUGCACGGUUCAGAGAAGCACUGUUGCAUCCAUCAAUGUCUACCAAAAAUUGUGACUAAAAUAGUAUUUGAAUUUACAUUGAUCAUUAUCAACAUAACAUGUAUUGCACAUGUAGUUUACAAAUGUUUCCAAAAAACUGAACAUGUCAGCUUUACUAGGUGGCAUGGAAUCAUUGGAAGACUAGUUCAAAAGAAGAUAACUGGGCUAUAUGGAACUGAAUUUCUUGUUUUUUCAGCAUGCUUUGCACUCAACAAUACAAUGCCGAAAAAAGGACAACCUUUGAUCAUUAGCAAUAACGGAGCAAGUGGCGUUUAUCCAGGUUCUACCAAUCUUGCUUAUCAACAAGCAAUAGACGAUGGAGCUGACAUUAUAGAUUGCUCGGUUCAAAUGACAAAAGAUGGAAUUUCAUUCUGCUCAAAUACAGCAGACCUAAUGGCAGAUACAACUGCUAUGACUAAAUUCAUGUCGCGGACUUCCAAUGUUCCAGAAAUUCAACCAAAUAGUGGAAUUUUCUCCUUCGAUCUCACGUGGAACGAGAUCCAAAGCUUGCAACGUAAUGCUUCCGUUUGA